Molecule: messenger RNA, 567 nt
Organism: Penicillium odoratum
Lineage: Eukaryota; Fungi; Ascomycota; Eurotiomycetes; Eurotiales; Aspergillaceae
Product: non-canonical purine NTP pyrophosphatase
Exons: 6
Coding region: 1-567 (188 amino acids)
Biological process (GO): nucleoside triphosphate catabolic process
Cellular component (GO): cytoplasm
Molecular function (GO): nucleoside triphosphate diphosphatase activity
Source: RefSeq, a predicted model, not a curated record
AUGAAGACCCUCAAAUUUGUAACUGGAAAUCCCAACAAGGUUAUUGAGGUCAAUGCGAUACUAGGUGGAUGGAUACCCGUUGAGUCCGUGUCAUUGGAUCUUCCCGAAAUUCAGGGAUCAUUGGAGGAGAUCGCGACCGACAAGUGCCGGCGAGCCGCUGAAAUUAUAAAUGGACCAGUCAUAGUGGAAGAUUCGGCUUUGGAGUUUCAUGCCAUGAAAGGACUUCCAGGGCCGUACAUUAAAUAUUUUCUAGAGUCACUAGGAAACGAUGGUUUGAAUAAACUUCUGUACUCUCAUACCGACAAGAGCGCGAACGCUGUUUGCACAUUUGCCUUUUCAGCUGGUCCUGAAAUGGAACCCUUGGUUUUCCAGGGUAGACUCGAGGGAAAAAUCGUCCCUGCUAGAGGUCCACCUGUCUUUGGCUGGGAGCCUAUCUUUGAGCACAAAGGGGAAACUCUUGCAGAAAUGGCGCAUGACAAAAAAAACAAGCUGUCUCAUCGAUAUCAAGCUUUAUUCAAAUUCCAGGAGUGGCUAGCUCGGGACAACAACCGGUUCUUGAUACAAUAA